Messenger RNA from Pezoporus flaviventris, 1391 nucleotides. It is a transcript of the gene PTGR2, whose product is annotated as prostaglandin reductase 2. The transcript is spliced from 10 exons. Gene Ontology annotation, biological process: prostaglandin metabolic process. Gene Ontology annotation, molecular function: 15-oxoprostaglandin 13-reductase [NAD(P)+] activity. Lineage: Eukaryota; Metazoa; Chordata; Aves; Psittaciformes; Psittacidae. The coding region runs from base 80 to 1240 and encodes 386 amino acids. The record is from RefSeq and is a predicted model, not a curated record.
AAUUUUAGCAACCAGGACAAGCAAAUUGGGCUUUUUAGCACUAAGGAAUUUAUUGGACAUAUUUAAAAGCAGUUGUCAUAUGUCUCUGCAAAACGAGGAAGAGGCAAGGGGAGACAGAAGGAAGAAUAAAACUGGACUAAAACAUGCCUGGGACUCUCCCAGAGAAAUCCAGUGUGGAAUUGCUGCAAAAGCAGAGAUGAUUAUACAGAGAGUAGUGCUGAAUUCACGCCCCGGUAAGAAUGGUGUGCCGGUGGCUGAGAACUUCCGACUCGAGGAAAGUACAAUAGCAGAUGCAAUCCAAGUGGGACAAGUGCGUGUUAGAACCCUUUAUCUCUCUGUGGACCCUUACAUGCGCUGCCGAAUGAAUGAGGACACUGGCUCAGAUUACCUCUUGCCCUGGCAGUUGUCUGAAGUUGCUGAUGGUGGGGGCAUUGGGGUUGUGGAGGAGAGCAAGCAUGACAACUUUGCUAAAGGAGACUUUGUAAUCUCCUUCAAUUGGCCCUGGCAGACAGUGGCAAUUCUAGAUGGAGGCUUGCUACAAAAGCUCAUUCCAGAACUUGUAAAUGGACGCCUUUCCUACUUCCUCGGUGCAGCUGGCAUCACAGGACUGACAGCCCUGUUGGGUAUAAAGGAGAAAGGACAUGUGGCUGUGGGUGCAAAUCAGACAAUGGUGGUGAGCGGAGCAGCCGGCGCCUGUGGGUCUUUGGCUGGGCAGAUUGGCCGUCUGGAGGGCUGCUCCAGGGUGGUAGGGAUCGCUGGCACAGAUGAAAAGUGCUCUAUUUUGGUCAAAGAAAUGGGAUUUGAUGCAGCUAUUAAUUACAAGAAGGGGAAUGUGGCAGAGCAGCUACGCGAAUUCUGCCCAGGCGGUGUGGAUGUUUACUUUGACAAUGUUGGUGGAGACAUCAGUGAUACAGUUAUAAGUCAGAUGAAUCAGAACAGCCAUAUCAUCCUGUGUGGACAGAUUUCUCAGUAUAACAAAGAUGUGCCUUAUCCUCCUCCACUGUCUCCUGACAUUGAAAAAAUACAGAAAGAAAGGAAUAUCACAAGGGAAAGGUUCUUAGUGUUGAACUAUAUGGACAAACAAGAAGCUAGUGUAUUACAGCUCUGUCAGUGGAUCCAAGGGGGUAAACUGAAGGUCAGAGAGACCAUGGUAGAAGGCUUAGCAAACAUUGGUGCUGCUUUCCAGUCCAUGAUGAGUGGAGGCAAUAUUGGAAAACAGAUCGUCUCAGUUUCUAAAUAAAAGUCAUUCCUUUGGGAAAAAUAAUUGGAUUCUAUCUCUAACAGUGAGCAAGUUUUUACUUAUACUAUUUUCUUCAAUAAGCCAUUAAAUUGUUCUGUAUGUACUGAAAGCAGAGAUUCUGGGAUGCCAAUAAACUAAAUAGAACUGGAAA